AUGGCUUCAUCAAGUUGGCGAUUGCUGAAAGGCAAAACGGCGUGCAUCACGGGAGGCACAACUGGAAUUGGCCUCAACCACCUCGGCCUCCCCAGCGACGAAAAACACAGACUCAGCCUCAUUGAAGAAGCGGAAAAGAUCAGAAAAGAUGCUCCUAAAGAUUCACCGACAGGCGAGUUGAUUGAGCUUGCAGGCGAUGUAACAGAUCCGAAUACUGGAAAGGGCCUCGUUGCUGCUGCAGUUAAGAAAUGGGGUGGACUUGAUGUCUUCAUCGCGAACGCCGGGAUUUUCAAACCAGCUGAGUUUCUCACACUCGAAAAGGAAGUCUUCGAUAAAACGCUACAUGUCAACGUCAAUGGCGCAUUCUACUCGUGCCAGGCUGCGGCAAACCAGAUGGUCAAACAAGGUCGCGGAGGAUCAAUCAUUGGUAUCUCAUCAAUCAGCGCUCUUCAAGGCGGUGGUCUACAGACUCACUACACGCCGACAAAGGCAGCCGUCCUGUCAAUGAUCCAAUCAAUGGCAGUAGCGCUUGCAAAGCACCGCAUCAGAUGCAACGCUCUGCUCCCGGGCACUAUUCAUACACAAUUGGCGGAGGAAGACAUGCAAAACGAGACGAAGCGCAAGUACCUUGAACAACGUAUUCCAAUGGGCGUGGGCAAGCCUCAUGACUUGGCUGGACCGGCGGUUUUCUUGGGUUGUGAGCAACUGAGUGGAUUCAUGACGGGAUCCCAGAUGUUGGUGGAUGGCGGUAUGUACAUGGGCGCUGAUGAUGAGGAAACUCAACGCUACUUUACCCGGGGUCGCCUCAGUCGUGGUCGCGGCCUCAGAAAUAGCACCGGCUGUGCAACAUGCCGCCGACGUCAUGUCAAAUGUGACGAGAGAAAACCUAUAUGUGGUGGAUGUGAAAGAACCAAGCACAAUUGUCUUUACACACCAAGGCGACCACCAAACAGGAAACGAUCCGGUCCUGUCGUCUCAGUCACCCCGAACAGUGGUACCCCGAAAUCCACGACUCCGCGAGAGACUCAAUCACCUCGAUCUCCCAGUCCGCCAAACUUCGAGUGUCCGCCUGUCAUCUGCGAUGAUGGGCCGGCUCCUCUACCAGCAGUCACACUUGGGGAGACACAUCUACCAAGCACAGCAAGCGCUGCAACUAUAGCACCAUCCAAUGACGAAGGCAUAGAUACUUCACAUGACACCAGUACCGGCGAUAGACCAGCUUUCGAGCAAGACUCUCCGGAACAAGUCGAUGCGUUAUGCACAGGCAUCACACCGCGAGGCACGGCACAAACCUCCAGUUCGUUCGGGGCAAACCUGGAGAACGCCACGGCCAUUUGGGUCGACCUACUUCUUCAAGAUGCGGCCAUGCAAGAAAUCGAUUUCACCAACGUCAACUUUGAAGAAGGCGUCGAUCUUUUUGCAAGCUCGGUCGUGCAAUCGCCUGCCGUGGGGCGGGGUCUACCAAAGACCAGUGGAGAAGGCCUCAGUCCUACGCCAUGCGCGUCUCAUCCCUACUUGCAUGAGAGAUCUCCGACGCUCGACGAAUACCAGUGCCUCGAGAAACAGGCUUGGCGGUCAGCGACUCCUCUUCCAAUCCAGUCCCAGGAACAUGCCAUCUUCCAAAACUUUGUGCAACACAUUAGUAGAUGGAUGCAUAAUACUGGGCUACUCAAUGCCGUGCUCGCCCUAUCUUCACGUCACCUCUCUCUAGGCAUAUACCCAGCCGGCACACAGACUCGAGACCCAAACGAUGCCCUACGAUACUACUACAAGACCCUUCACUACAUACAAGAGGCAAUGCAAUACGAUACUUACAAAACGAGCCUCGAACUCCUCGCGACCAGCGUCACUGUAUCGGCAUACGAGAUGCUUGAUGGCUCCAGACAGGAUUGGGAGAGACAUUUGAAAGGUGUGUUCUGGAUCCAACGCUCGCAAGUCAUACACGGCGAUUCCAUGGGCUUGAAGCAAGCUGUUUGGUGGGCAUGGUUAUGUCAGGAUGUCUGGGCCGCCUUUCGCGAGAAGCGUCGUCCUUUCACAUUCUGGCGCCCACUGAAAACAUUAGACGAUCUGGGCCCGUCUGAGUUAGCUGCGCGGUCAGUCUACUUCUUCGCUCAGGUGAUCGCAUUCUGCUCGCAUGAAGAGACCGAAGCGGGAAGAAACGACCCUCACGCAAGAAUCGCGGCGGCCGAUGCAUUAAGAGAAAUGCUGGAAAAUUGGAGACGGCACCUGACGGCCGAGUUCCAACCACUCCCAUUCCCAAGUUCUCCUGAUGACGUCUUUGAGCCGAUCUGGAUUAACCCUCCGGCAUUUGCGGUAGCUUUCCAGAUCUACUACUGUUCCCAUAUACUGCUUCUCAUGAACGUACCUAUUCUGGGCGGACUUGAGCAGUACACUCAGCAGCGCAAGCGUCUGAUGGAAUGCGUCAAAAAGGUGUGCGGUAUCGGCAUGACACUGUCAGACUAUCCUUCAAGUGUUUUGUGCUCUCAGGGUCUAUUUAUCGCCGGCAUACCUCUGGAGAAUAGCCGAGAACGGGAGUGCGUUCUCGAUCUACUAGAAGCCUGUCACAAUCGAUCAGGCUGGCCUGUAAAGCCACUCAGCGAGGAGCUGAAGCUCAGAUGGGAAGCUUCCGACGCCUAA
Colletotrichum godetiae is the source of this 2637-nucleotide messenger RNA. RefSeq lists its product as uncharacterized. Lineage: Eukaryota; Fungi; Ascomycota; Sordariomycetes; Glomerellales; Glomerellaceae. The transcript has 8 exons. The record is from RefSeq and is a predicted model, not a curated record. Gene Ontology annotation, molecular function: zinc ion binding; DNA-binding transcription factor activity, RNA polymerase II-specific; oxidoreductase activity, acting on the CH-OH group of donors, NAD or NADP as acceptor. Gene Ontology annotation, biological process: regulation of DNA-templated transcription. Bases 1 to 2637 code for a protein of 878 amino acids.